UUUACGUUCGAAGUUGUCCAGUCGUCCUCCUGCUUUGACAGUGUGUGGUUAUUGUUCGUUGUUUUGCAAUCAUUUUCAUUUUACUCUUUUAUAAUUUUAUUAUUAUACUAAUAUAAAUCAAAUUAUGGCAGAAAAACUACGUAUUUGUAUUGUUGGAUCAGGAAAUUGGGGUUCGACUAUCGCUAAGAUAAUUGGAGUAAAUGCUGUUAAUUUUAGUAACUUCGAAGAUCGCGUUACAAUGUAUGUUUAUGAAGAAAUAAUCAAUGGAAAAAAACUAACAGAAAUUAUUAAUGAGACACAUGAAAAUGUAAAGUAUCUUCCAGGACAUAAGCUUCCGCCCAAUGUAAUUGCAAUUCCUGAUGUAGUAGAAGCUGCUAAAGAUGCAGAUAUUCUAACUUUUGUAAUACCUCAUCAAUUUAUAAGAAGAAUAUGUAGUGUAUUAUUAGGAAAAAUAAAGCCUACAGCUGUUGGCCUUUCUCUUAUAAAAGGCUUUGAUAAAAAACAAGGAGGUGGUAUUGAACUUAUUUCACAUAUAAUUUCAAAACAACUUCAUAUUCCUGUUUCAGUUUUAAUGGGAGCAAAUUUAGCUUCUGAAGUAGCAAACGAAAUGUUUUGUGAAACUACUAUUGGUUGCAAGGAUAAAAAUAUGGCUCCUAUACUGAAAGAUUUAAUGGAAACAUCAUAUUUUAAAGUUGUAGUAGUUGAAGAUGUUGAUUCGGUUGAAUGUUGUGGAGCAUUAAAGAAUAUAGUAGCCUGCGGCGCUGGUUUCAUCGAUGGUUUAGGAUUCGGUGAUAAUACAAAAGCUGCAAUAAUAAGAUUGGGCCUUAUGGAAAUAAUUAAAUUUGUGAAUAUUUUUUUCCCUGGUGGAAAAAAAUCUACAUUUUUUGAAAGUUGUGGAGUAGCAGAUUUAAUUGCAACUUGUUACGGUGGUCGAAAUCGUAAAAUUUGCGAAGCAUUUGUAAAAACGGGCAAGAAAAUCUCUGAGUUGGAAAAGGAAAUGUUGAAUGGACAAAAGUUGCAAGGUCCUUUCACUGCUGAAGAAGUAAAUUAUAUGUUAAAAGCGAAAAAUAUGGAAAACAGAUUUCCCCUUUUUACAACUGUACAUCGGAUUUGUAUUGGUGAGAUAAUGCCUAUGGAACUAAUUGAACACUUACGCAAUCAUCCAGAAUACAUGAACAACGACGUUAACGCACCAAUACUACAAUUACUAUCACCAAGAUGUCACCUAUGAAGAUUAUUUGGAAGACAUAAAAGAAGAUUUACAUUAUUUCGAUUUUAAAAACUGUUUUUAUUUAAAGCAUAGAUUUCCAUAUCUACAUUUUGAUAUGGACAAUGUAACAAUAAUUACAAUGACUUAUAUAACACAGUGAUAAAAAUUUAUGAAUAAUUGGAUACUGGAUAAAUUUUUUUAUGUUUAUUUAAAAAUAAUAAGUUUUAAUAAUGGGUGCUAUGCUACUUUACAUCUUUGAUUAUUAUUUUGCAAAUUAAUAUAAUCCGUUUAUUUUUGUAUAUUCUUAUAUUUUUAUUAUUUUAUAUUUCUGAUUUUUGUUUUUAUUUUAAUUAAUAUUAUGUUAUAUUAAUAUUUCUUAAUAUUAUGUUCAGUAAGCGGUAUUGAAAAUUUUUACUUCUUUUCAAAUUUAAAAUUUAAGAUUAUGUUAUAAUAUAGUUAAAACCUUCAAGAUAUCAUCCUAAGUAUUAUUAUUAAGCAAUUGCUAAUUUUAACAUUCAUUCUGGCUACGGUUUGCUGUUACGUUUAUAUUGGCCUUGAUCCAGAACAAUGAAUGCCAACCGUUAGAAAAUAAUUUGCGAUCGUUACUAAGGUCAAUGAAGGCUGAAGUUAGUUUGUAAGUUAAUCGGUCAGUCAGUCAGUCGUACAUCAGCGUUUGAAAAUAAUCUAAUUUGUGGUACUUUGUGCAGCAUUCUUAUACCCUCGUGAACUUAUAAAUUUUGUAUCAUUUAUACAUUAAGAUACCAAAAUGGCUACA
Molecule: messenger RNA, 1985 nt
Organism: Apis dorsata (giant honeybee)
Lineage: Eukaryota; Metazoa; Arthropoda; Insecta; Hymenoptera; Apidae
Gene: Gpdh1
Product: glycerol-3-phosphate dehydrogenase [NAD(+)], cytoplasmic
Exons: 8
Coding region: 125-1231 (368 amino acids)
Biological process (GO): carbohydrate metabolic process; glycerol-3-phosphate catabolic process
Cellular component (GO): glycerol-3-phosphate dehydrogenase (FAD) complex; cytosol
Molecular function (GO): glycerol-3-phosphate dehydrogenase [NAD(P)+] activity; NAD binding; protein homodimerization activity
Source: RefSeq, a predicted model, not a curated record